UCCUUUCUUGAGAGCGUUAGCCUCCCUUUUCCCAGUCCCUCGAAUGCUACUUCUGACGGACAGAUGCCCUGGUGACGUAAAGCAUUCGGGUGUAGUUUUUACUGAAGAAAACAGACCUCUACUAAUUCGCUUUGCAAAACGAACGUCGGCUCACUUAAGGUAAAAGCGAACUAUUUUUUGUCAUGAUUGCACCGUGACAAAAUGUGUGCAGAUGUGUCUGCAGUCCACUCGUAAGGGGAGGAGGAUACCAUACAUCUCCACAUAUUGUUCACGACACUGGGAUAUGGAUCGGCGCUUGGGAUCGGCUAGAAUGGCCAUCAGCAUCAAAUGACAAAAUGGGCUUUUUCCUUCGUCUGUGUCUUAUUCUGGAAAUUGAUUUAAAAUUACAGCAUGUUAAUGCCAAGGGCAUCGUCAUCUUGCCAUGGACUUUUCUUCAGCAAGAGAUUCAUAUACAUGCCAGAUUCCGGCACCUGCAAGCAUCACCUCUUUGACAAUAUGAUGCUCUGAACUGAUCACAUGGGAAUACCAUGUACAACUCAACUUAACCUAAACCUCAAGCCUAAACUCAACAGUUAGUUUUUUGAAAUGUAAAGCAGUUAACGAAGCUAAUGUGAAAGAUGGACGUGGACAACUUUGGAAGAUGGGUUGCAUCUGUCGAAAAUGGGACGGUCAACCUCACCGCUUCUGCCAAUACCCAGAUAAAAGUCCCAAACACCUCGCUCCAGAUGGAUCCUUGGGAAGAAAUACAUUCAACUGAGGUGACACGUUUGGAGAACCGCUACUUCAUUCAAGAACAAACCUACCGAGACUUUACCACUACCGUACAGAUUCUUAUCCUUAUCGGGUCUCUACUGGGCAAUGCUUCAGUGCUGUGGUGCACCUGCUACACCAAUGUCUUCAAGCCCGUCACCGGGCGCUUCAUCAAGAACCUGGCGUGCUCGGGCGUCUGCGCCACACUGGUGUGCGUGCCCUUUGACCUGCUGCUGGGCAGCAGCCCACACUGCUGCGGGUGGCUCCGUGUGCUCUUUCUCUGCAAGGCCGUCAGGUUCCUGCAGCGGCUCUUCUGCUCCGUCACUGUGCUCAGCUUCACCGCCAUCGCGCUGGACAGAUACUACUCGGUGUUGUACCCUUUGGAGCGGAAGAUAUCUGAUGCCAAGUCCCGAGAUCUGGUCAUCUACAUCUGGGUGCAUGCCGUGGUGGCGAGCGCGCCCGUGCUGGUUGUCACCGACGUCACCGACAUCUAUGCCACGUCUUCUUGCUUGGCCAGGCCGAGCCACACCCUGGGUCACUUGGUGUACGUGGUGUCGUACAACGUCACCACGGUGAUCGCGCCGCUGGCGGCGGUCUUCCUGGCCAUGGUGCUGAUCCGGCGUGCACUGAGUGCCAGCCAGAAGAAGAAGGUGAUCAUCGCGGCGCUGCGCACGCCGCAGAACUGCAUCUCCAUCCCGUACGUGUCGCAGCGCGAGGCAGAGCUUCACGCCACGCUGCUGGCCGCCGUGCUGGCCUUCACGCUCUCCGCCGUGCCCUACGCCACGCUGGUGGGCUACCAGGUGCUGGCGCUCGGCGCCCAGGCCCGCGCGGGGCAGGGUGGCAUCGGUGGCCCGGCGGUGCCCGCCGCCCUGCGGCUCACGGCCGCCUGGCUGCCCAAGCUGUCGUUGCUGACCAACCCGCUGCUCCUCCUCACUGUCAACCGCUCGGCCCGACACUGCCUGGCUGACCUGCUGGUCCGGGCGCACCGGCGCUGCAGCCGGCGAAACGCCGUGAGCACCGCCGGACUCGGGGAGGUGGGCAGCGCGGGCGGCGCCGGCGUGGGAUCGGGCGGCGAGGCGGCGGCCCGCUCGGGCAGCCAGCUGCUGGAGAUGUUCAACAUCGGGCAGCAGCAGAUCUUCAGGCCCAGCGAGGAGGAAGACGAGGAGGAGGAGGAGGAGGAAGGGAGGCACGAGAUCCCGUCUGUCGGCUCCGGAGGAUUCCAGCACCGAUUCGACGAGACGGCGGCGGCGGCUGGCAGCUCGGGGAGAGCAGCGGCUUCCGUCGGACCGGAGCUGACCCAUCAGCACCAGCUGCACCCCGCCACAGGGGCGCGAGAGGUGGGCCUGCCUCCGCCCAAGUCCCCUCCCGUCCAGCAGAGCUGCGCCUACUCCUCCUCACAGGUGGCCCCCGCCACCCCCACCGAGCCCGAGGAGGCCACCCAGUUCGGCUUCGGACCGUUUGAGCUGCCGCCGCAGUGGCUGCCUGAGACGCGGAACAGCAAGCGCCGGCUCCUGCCCCCGCUGGGGAACACGCCGGAAGAACUCAUCCAGACCAAGCAGCCGCGCACGCGACCUGAGCGCCGCAUCAGCCGCAACAACAAAGUCAGCACUUUCCCCGUCGUGGACCCCUGAUAGGGGGACCACAAAAGACAAGACUGCCUGAAACAGUCGACUGACAUGAUGACCGGAAUUAAAGACAUAUAGACUGAUUGUCCUGUGUGCCAAAACCACCAAAACCAUCAGAGCAACAUCAGAGUGCAUCUGAUUUUUGAAAGAAAAUACUCAUCUCACGUUUCUAUUUUGUGCUGUAUUGCCCCUGAAGACCUUCUUUUCUAUGUAUUUUUUCAUCCUGAGGAGUGGAUUGAUUUCUACCGAUAACUAGACUGCUGGAAGAUGUUUGAGCAUUUUGUUUGUGCACUGUUCAAAUUAACGAGAUCAAUAGGACCAAGCUGAUCUCCUGACUGACCAAAUCUGCCAAUAUUGUUUACACCACAAGCACAAGCAUGGAAAAAAGAUGCGUUUUGAUCUUAUUUCAAUCUCAGAAAACGCACAGAAAACGCACAAUCGUGUUCUAGGACAUAAUCCGAAAAACAAAAAAUUAUUUGGUCUUACGAUCCUCUCAAAACCGUUUUUUUUUUCUUUCAACAGCCAUCAUCACCAUAUUUGUCUGAAUUGUACUUUGCCAUAUAUCCAGUAAUGUCUCAGAGUGGAAAACAUCAAGAACAGUUUGUAUAGUAUCUACUAUUGCUGACAUGGCAUAUUGUAGCACCUUGAGCCUUAAACCUGGACCUGGCUAUGCAGACAGAAGAAGUAUAGCAUAUGCCCUCUUUACCACAUUUUGCUUGGACGGUUCAGUUGUAAUUCUUUCCAACAGUCUGUGAUCAUGAAUGAGAAUAUAAUAAUGCAUUUUCUAUAAGGUCUGUGAACUCCUUGCUCAUUUAACCAAUAGGUAUAACUGUAUGGAGUUUAUAGUGCAGGCGGUUUGCUUUUGUACAUCUUGAAGAAAAAAGUAACGAUUUAUAAAUAUAUAAAUGCACUAAUAAAAGAUCUUAUUUUGCAUAGCAUAGAAAAAUACAGAUAAACCGUUUUCUCUCAAGGCCAUGAAAUAUUAUUCAUUCAAAUUAGUCAUUCAAAUUAAUUUGUCAUUCAAGUUUUUUAACAAAUGUCUUUACAUGAAUUUUCUCAGCAUUGCAAUUAAAUGAAGGACAUAUCUGUGACCAUGGCACACUAUAGAGUGCAGUGAUAUAUCAGGCCCAAGAAGAAUCAUCGGCUAUGCUUUACUUGAAGGUAUCUACACAAGAGUGACAUGAUGACACUGUCAUGAACGUGUCAAACAUUAUAAACAAGUCAUAGAUGUUUAUGACAUAACGCUUCUAUCAUUAAAUGUCAUUCGGUUUUGGUCAUGACAAGUUAGGGUUAGGGUUCAUGUGUCAUGACAGUGUUGUGUGUUCAUGACAGUGUCAUAUCACUCUUAUGUAUAUGCCUUCAAGUAAAGUGUUACCGAAUCAUCUAUUACUGCUCAGGUUGGGAGUGUUUGUUUUCGUGUGUUUCCUGUUUGGAAUUCACAGCGCAUGGAAUGGAGGAAAGACACAUGCUGCUGCUGAGGAGCAGACAUCAGAGAAGCAUCUCAUCUCAUCUGAAUCAAAUGAACUUUUCAAUCUAUGUUGGAGGGAUGGUUUUAUUAGUGCAAUUGAACCACUAAGAGUGUCUGCGUUUGAAGUUCAUGGAAAUAAUAUGUUUAUAUUCAUCAUCAAUUGCAACGAUGACUUGCCAAAACAAGAAGAAAAAGUGCGUCCUGUAAAGUUUCAGAAAGGUGCUUUAAAACUUGGAGUUUUACUCUGAAGUCAUAUCAGUGUCGAACAUGAGAUGUGUGAAGGCUAUAGUACUAAUGCUGUGCUGUUUGCACUCACGCAGGCGUGAAGAGAAGCCUGUUCGACUACAAAUAUUUGUUUAGCUGUAAAGCCACCCGCUGCCAAUGGCAGGAUGCCGUCCUCCCAUGCUCUGGCACAGACGUCUCUUUCAUCUACCAUCUAGAUCUAAGUCUAAACAACAACAUGCAUUAUUUAUUUUUAUUUAGAAAUAUUGUGCCACACAAACAAUGAAAACCAAUAAAUCUCCUAGUACAACAUAACAUUUUUGUGCUUCCAUGUUUUAGAUGUCCCUUUAGUCAGAAAUAGAAAUAUAAUCUGUUUACUUCUGCAAUUUAGCAACAUGUUUUUUUUUUUUCCAGAAGGAAAUCAUCAC
Molecule: messenger RNA, 4493 nt
Organism: Alosa alosa (allis shad)
Lineage: Eukaryota; Metazoa; Chordata; Actinopteri; Clupeiformes; Clupeidae
Gene: gpr176
Product: G protein-coupled receptor 176
Exons: 4
Coding region: 618-2381 (587 amino acids)
Biological process (GO): G protein-coupled receptor signaling pathway
Cellular component (GO): plasma membrane
Molecular function (GO): G protein-coupled receptor activity
Source: RefSeq, a predicted model, not a curated record